Molecule: messenger RNA, 2082 nt
Organism: Bradysia coprophila
Lineage: Eukaryota; Metazoa; Arthropoda; Insecta; Diptera; Sciaridae
Cellular component (GO): membrane
Source: RefSeq, a predicted model, not a curated record
UUCUUUUCAGUGAGUGAAUGGUUUCGGUUAGGGCAACAUCGUACGUCAAAUUUAUCUCGUGCCUGGUUUCAGUGUAUAUACUGAGAAUUUUAUAAAUAUUUUUUUUUUAUUAAAUUGUAUAUUCACCAACGCAUACCGAUAUUGUAUGCACAUACAUUUAAUAAUAAUUUGUUUCACGACGUAAAUUUUGAGUGUUUGUGCUGAGUUUCGAAUCCGUGAAUAUUGUGUGUACGUGAUUGACUCGAUUAUAUUUUUAUUAAAAAUAAAUUGAAAUUCGAAUCGUACAUAUUAUACCAUCUAAAUCAAAACGAACGACAAUGCCGUGUUCCGCUGUUACGUUAUCGUUGGCUACAAUAUCCGCCAUUAUUUCUGUUUCUUUACUAAGCAUAGCAUUUUCAACGGAUAAUUGGUUAAGCUAUGAUGUGAAAAGAAAUAACAUUCAGUCUUACGCAGCCAAACAUUCCGACUCACAGGCACUUCUAGAUAGCAUCAAUUCAAAAUAUUUCUACUAUACAAGAACAAGGGGAUUAUUUAGGAUAUGUUACCCGAAGGAGAGACCACCGACAUCAUCUGUCGAUAUUUACCUAUCGCCAGUCGAAACACAUUGCUCGAAUAUUGACUACUUCCCGAAUAAUAACGAUGAUAAACCGCCAACAUCAAAUGAUGAUUCAACAGCUAGACUGCAUUUGGCACGAUCGUGCAUUGCUCUGUUUAUAUUAAGUUUUCUUGCCGUGUUUUGUGCAUUUUGGACUGGUCUAUCCGGUUGUUGGAAACGAAGUGCUGGUUCUAUUACAGCUACAGCAAUUCUCAUGUUAAUGGCAUGUCUAUUAGCAGCUGGAGCAAUGGGAUUAUGGCAUACUGUUGAAUUUUUCGAAAAAGAAAAGGUUGUCGGCGAGGAAUUUUAUCAACAAUGGAACUCGAUUUUGCGCGAUAAUACAAGAGUAUCGUACGACUGGUCGUAUAUUGUAGCGUGGGCCGGUGUUGCUUCUUCUCUUGUUGCUGCCAUUCUGUUGUCCGGAGCUGCUGUUUGUUUACGAAGCGAACGCGAAAAGGAAGACCAAUUAAAUUUGCAAUAUUUAAUGCCUGUGUAUCCACAAAAGCAAGCACCUUAUCCAUAUCCUGGAUAUCCUCAGCCGCAGCCAAUGUAUCCAGGACCAUAUUAUCAUGGAUCUCAAUACGGACCUUACAACAACUACUAAUGGAUUUCGAUUGAAAGUUUGAAAAUAAUUUAAAAUUUAAAAUAUUUGAAGUUGUGGCCACCAACAAAAUGUCCAAACGAAAUUUCCUGGUCACACAAUCCCUUUUCUAAGACCAAAAACACUCUCGUCCAUGAUCUCAUCCACUUUGAUACCAUGCUCGAUGAAAUGUUCCAGGCAGCUUCAAUUAUUUCGACUUUAUUUUCAGAAAAAAAAAAGAUGUUCUUGACCACCUGAUAAAUGCGUUAGGGUACAAUUGAGUUUUUGGUUUUGCAAAUUUUUCUUUCUUCUUCCGAAAUUUGCAAAAUCUCACAAAAUUUUAGAUUUCUAGUUUUUCGUCGUCGGCAUUAGUAGGAAAAGAAAACGAAUCUUACGAACAUUGAAUAUUUAAAUUAUUUUUAACGACAACCAGGACUCAUCGACAUUCGAUUCAAAUUUUAUAUCGUUUCUUCUGUGGCACAGAUCGAUGAGUUCGACCAUUAUAUAUUCAUUCGUCCACUCAAACAUUAACAGAUUUCCAUUUUUAUAUAUAACUGUCGUCCAGUGGCAUUAUAUUACCGUAAAAAAAACUAAAAUCAUCACAUCUUGAUCGCUUAAUUAUUACAGUUAAACUGAAUACAGUUAAUGUUAACCAAAUUUGUGUAAAAAGUUGGUGCAGCUGUUUUACCAGCUCGUCCGUUCAUACCAUUUCACUCAUCGGUACGCAUAAAUAGUGUGAUUGUAUGAGUGGAACAGCUUUUAAAGCAUCGGAACCAAAUUUAGAACCAAAUUCGGUUGACAGUAACUGUAACAAAUGUUCAGAGUAGGAAAAAUACUCAUUUUCUGUGUGUUGUUAUUACGCAACUGAUUAAGAAUUAGUCUGGAAGACAUAAACUGAAUAAAUUCU